AUGAUUAUUGAUAGAUUUUGGGCCGAGCUAUUUCGGCUUUCAUCGAAUCGAACCCAAUGGAAUAUCCUUUAUCCGUCAUUGCUAUCCAUUACGGUUGAUGAGAUGCCAUCCCGGAAACAUGAUGUCAAUUGUAAAGCUAUUCGGCUGCUUGUCAAAAAUGAAUCCGGAAUUGUUAUUGAACAAAUUCUUGAUGCAUCAAAUCGUAUCACACGUGUAUCGUCCUGUUUUGCUUACUGGCACCAUCACGGUGAAACAUACGGAAUUAAUGUAGUUUCGGCUGAUGAUUGUGAUCGAUUCUACAGAUUGAUCAAAAGUUAUUAUGAAACGUCAAAUUGCACUUUACGUGAUAUCAAUCCCACGUCAUCGACGUCAUCAUCUGUUCAGGCAAUUGUCAUUCCGGCUUAUAUAACGCAAAUUUUUGACAUUGAUAAAGGUAUCAUCAACAAUCGCAAUGGUUCAUUUAUGGAAUGCAUAAUUAAGCUUACCCAAAACGGAGCUUCAAUUCGUUUUAAAGGCAUGGAUUUCUCACUUAAUUUGGCACGAUAUUAA
This is a messenger RNA of Acanthocheilonema viteae, 549 nucleotides long. Lineage: Eukaryota; Metazoa; Nematoda; Chromadorea; Rhabditida; Onchocercidae. The record is from the annotation of a GenBank genome assembly.